Molecule: messenger RNA, 1200 nt
Organism: Alternaria arbusti
Lineage: Eukaryota; Fungi; Ascomycota; Dothideomycetes; Pleosporales; Pleosporaceae
Exons: 2
Coding region: 1-1200 (399 amino acids)
Source: RefSeq, a predicted model, not a curated record
AUGGCGAACAAUGCGCUUGAAUCAGGUCUAGAUCUUGCUUACUGGAAAGCACAACUGAUGAAUCUAGUCAGCGACGCUUCAGACUCAGACAACGAUGCGAACGACUCAGAUGAGGAUUCACACUCAGAUCUAGAGCUGCGAGAGGCUCUCCGCUUGAGCCGAGAACACUACUAUAGCAAACGAUCGAAAGGAUGGACUGCGAAAGGUUCUUCCAACUUACCAAACGCACCACUGUCAUCAGCAAGACCAGCGAGGUUCCAGAGCAAUCGUUGCGUUCCCGUCAUCGCCGGCGCGGAUAGUGCCCCAAACACGAUUUCAAAUGCAUGGGAAGCUCCCUCGAGAUCUGUCGCCAGCUCAUCGCAGCCGUCCAGAGUCCACCGUGACGCAUCAACCCCGCAGGGUCGGCUACAUAUGAGCAGAAAGGAUACGCCUAUAGAACUAGCAGAUGACUGUAGUACAUCAAUCGAAUCGAGACAGUUCCAACCGGGUGGUUUCCUGGAUAAUCAGCUCCGCAGCUUGGGCCGUGGUCGGAAAGAACCCAUCAACGACACCAUCGAGGGUGAACUGUCCGAAAGCAAGGAAUUUGUUGAAGUUCUGGUCGGACCUGACCAAGAAAUCUAUACGUUUCCACUGCAGAGCUUAUGGAACCGACACUAUUUCAGAGAUCCCAAACAGGGCCUUCUUUUGAUUGAUUACAACAAAAGAGGGAUGUGGGAGCUCAAACAUCCUUCUCUGUUCGACAUCAAGCCGGACGAUUUCGUCUUCGUCGCAGAAUACCUGGAGAGUGAUGACUUCGGACAUCGGAACCCGCAAGAUGGCGAGGAAAUGACAGAGGCAUUCGCGCAAUGUGUUGCGGCAUGGGUCACCGCGGAGAAGUUGGGCAUGUCAGACAUGAUGGACCACACCGUUGAGAAGCUAGAGCGCUUGGAACCAGAAAUGCUGGAGAUCUUGGUGUUCUGUCGACAUGUUUACGCACGCGAGACAACUUCAAUCUCCCAUGAAUAUCUUAAGGGUCAUUUGGCCGUAUACAUUGCGGACAACUUCUGGGAAUAUAUCAAGGACGACCACUUGAGGUCGAGCUUCAUUGAGCUACUGCAACACUUCCCAGAGUUGCAGCAAGACGUUUACGAGCGGAGGAUUCUGGCGCUGAAAGAAUGCGUUGAUCAGAGUCAAGAAGAUAGUGAUACUGACAUGGACUGA